Molecule: messenger RNA, 708 nt
Organism: Phascolarctos cinereus (koala)
Lineage: Eukaryota; Metazoa; Chordata; Mammalia; Diprotodontia; Phascolarctidae
Source: RefSeq, a predicted model, not a curated record
AUGAAUUCUUCUGUAAGCCCUAAAACCCAUUGGCAUGGGAUUCUCUCCUCAUUUGUGGAGAUCAAUGCCCUGCACCGACAUGAGGGGCAGAGCAGAGUUGGUAUAAAGAUGGCAAUUGUAGAUGACUGUCAAGAAGGCUGUGCCCCAGAAGUGGACUGUAGUCUCCAUUUUGCCAACACUAUGGAGACAGGACUUAGAGAGGAUGUAUGCUGUUUCAGUGGUGAAGCACUAUUCAAAAAGGCUGGAGUGCCCAUUUGUAUCGUGUUAAAGAAUUCAAAAGAAAAAGUUCUCUUCUUCAAGAAAAAGGAAGAAAUGGCCAUAUUUGAGGAGAUGUCAGAUGGUGAGAUCGAAGGCAAUGCACCCUGGACUCAAUUUAUGCUGCAAUAUUAUGGUUGUGAUAGCCCAACACCCUUAGUAGCCAUCUCUGUGAGGGGUAGAAAUGAGAGUUAUCAUCUAACCUGCAAAAGUGACAAAGAAGUUCAAUUUAAGGAGGGUGAUUUUCCAGACAACAUUGAAGACAAGGACAAAGAUAUCUUGUUCCAGCUAAGCAAAGUUAUAGGCUAUAAUAAGAUAAAAUUCAAGUCAUUCUUGUACCCAGAACAUUACCUGGCAUGUGAAGAAGACUCUAACAAGCUGGUUUUAAAGGAAGAAUUUGACAGUGAGGAAGCAUCUACAAUGUUCACUUAUGUGACAUGCAAGAAAAAAUAA